Messenger RNA from Microthlaspi erraticum, 549 nucleotides. Lineage: Eukaryota; Viridiplantae; Streptophyta; Magnoliopsida; Brassicales; Brassicaceae. The record is from the annotation of a GenBank genome assembly.
AUGGAAACAACACCGACACCAUGCGCGGCUUGCAAACACCUAAGGAGAAGAUGCACACAAAACUGCGUGUUUGCUCCUUACUUCCCCGCGAGCAAACAGGACAAGUACUUAGCCGUCCACAAGGUGUUCGGAGCAAGCCACGUGGCUACAUAUAUCAACGAUAUCCAUCCAAGCCAGAGAGAAUAUGCCAUGGACUCACUCGCUUUCGAGGCACAAGCUCGUAUCCAAGACCCGGUCCAUGGCUGCUCUCGUCUCAUUCACAACCUCCAAUGUCGGCUUAAAUACCUCCAGGACCAACUCCGAAUCGCCAAGAACGAGCUCGCCUCAUACAACAUCGUCCCUACACAAGUGCCACCGCCUCCGACUACUACGUAUCAGCAAAACCCUUACAAUCCUAAUUAUGUCACUCAUUUAACGCGUCGAGAGCCUCAAGGUUUUGAAUUAAUGCAGCAAACGUUAGAGAGGCAGACGCAACAAAGUCAUGGAGCAAUGAUUGUUUGUGACAAGAAAGAUACCGGCAAAGAUACGAAACAACGCGAACAUCAAUGA